Oryctolagus cuniculus (rabbit) is the source of this 2445-nucleotide messenger RNA. The record is from RefSeq and is a predicted model, not a curated record. Lineage: Eukaryota; Metazoa; Chordata; Mammalia; Lagomorpha; Leporidae.
AUGGGAAUCUUAACAUCUGCUCCUCAGGGCUGCAAGGAUCAAGUGCCCCAGUUUGCUUUAAUUCAUAUUCCAUCUUGUGUUUCAGAGGGCGUCAUUUUAAAAGAGAAAAGCUUCCAGGGUGUUUUGGAGUUUAAGAAUGUGCGUUUUGCCUAUCCGGCUCGCCCGGAGGUGCCCAUAUUUCAGGAUUUCAGCCUGCCCAUCCCAGCCGGAUCUGUCACAGCCCUGGUUGGCUCAAGAGACUCUGGCAAAUCAACAGUGGUUUCCCUCCUACUGAAGCUGUACGACCCCAUUUCUGGAGCUAUCAGUCUCCAUGACCAUGACAUCCGUCAGCUAAAUCCAGGCUGGCUGAGGUCCAAGAUUGGGACAGUGAGUCAGGAGCCAAUUUUGUUUUCUUACUCCAUCACCGAGAACAUUGCUUAUGGUGCCGAUAACCCAUCCUCAGUGACUGCUGCGCAGGUGGAGAGAGUGGCUGCACUGGCCAACGCAGUCACGUUCAUUCAGAAUUUCCCCCAGGGGUUCGACACUGUGGUCGGAGAAAAGGGUGUUCUCCUUUCAGGAAAGAAUUUGGGCAUGAGACAGAGGAGUAGCUGUAAGCAAGGAAGCAGCUGUAGUGGGGAAGGGCAUGCAUCAGAAUGGAUGGGCACUCUGCAGAAGGAAUCAGAGAGGGUGACUAGCCAUGCACACUGGGGUAAGCAAGGUUACAUAUUUUAUCUUUUUUUUUAAGAUUUAUUUAUUUGAAAGGCAGAAUUGAAGAGAGGCAGAGGCAGAAAGAGAGAGAGAGAAUCUUCCAUCCACUGGUUCACUUUCUAGAUAGCCACAAUGGCUGGAGCUGCAGCAGUCUGAAGCCAGGUGCCAGAAGCUUCCUGCAGGUCUCCCAUGUCGGCUCAGGGGCCCAAGUACCUGGGCCAUCUUCCACUGCCUUCCCAGGCCAUAGCAGAGAGCUGGAUUGGAAGUGGAGCAGCCAAGACUCAAAUCAGUGCCCACAUGGGAUGCCGGCACUGCAGGUGGCACUAUGCCUCAGUGCUGGCCCAUGAAGGUUACAUAUUUUAAUGGAGAGAAUACACCUGCCAGGCCAGGUAGGCAGGCAGGCAUCUGAGGAGAUACUGAGAGUCAGUCUGGAUUCAAUCUGGGGCAUAUAAGGGAACAAGGUCCAGGUCCAGUUCUUCCUGCCUUUCUCCUUCUCCCUCUCCUUCUUCUCCUGGACAAAGAGUUUGCUGGGUGUGAAAUAGGUAAAAUUCCUCUCAAGGCUUUAUUGCCCAUUGUUACCAGCCUGGUUAGCCCACCUGUCCCCAGGCAGAGGAGGUUCCCCUGGGGUGCCUUCUUUAUAGGAAGACUGUGAUCAUCUGUAAAGUUAUGGGAUAUGGACAGGACUUUGUAAUAUAAAGUACUAGGUGAGGCCAGCACUGUGGCACAGCAGGUAAAGUACCGCCUGCAGUGCCGGCAUCCCAUAUGGGUGCUGAUUUGAGUCCCAGCUGCUCCACUUCCAAUCUGGCUCUCUGCUAUGGCCUGGGAAAGCAGUAGAAAAUGACCAAAUUCCUUGGGCCCCUGCACCCUGCAUGGGAGACCCGGAGGAAGCUCCUGUCUCCUGGCUUCAGAUUGGCACAGCUCCAGCCAUUGAAGCCAGUUGGGAAGUGAACCAGCAAAUGGCGCUCUCUCCCUCUCUCUGCCUCUCCUCCUCUCUCUGUGUAACUCUGGCUUUCAAAUAAAAAAUCUUCUUUUAAAAAAGUACUGCACAGCUUCCAAGGUGUGUUUCCAAGACUGCUACAUUCCUAUCCACAUGUGCUUUGUUUUCCUUAGGCCCCUGGUAACACACAGAGGCUAAUUUCCAACUUCCUAAGCUAACAUUCCUCCCUCAAGAGAAGUUACCCGUCAUCUUAUGGGGGUAGAGUAGGUGAAGGUCUAACUUGUGUAUCUUCUAAAAGAUGACAUAUGGAGGUACUGCUGCUUAUGGAUGUUCUUCUGUUGCUCUCUGUCCUAUGCUGUUUGAGGUUGGCUCUGGUAAAGAUUGUCCUGCAUGGCCCAGAGGACUUGUCAUAUCAUCCAGUGGGGUAGGCUGGAAGCCCUAUCCCAUGACCAUCUGGAGCCGAAUGGCUUUCAUUCUGUUGGAGGCAAAACCAACAAGAGCAUUGAAGACACGUGACCCAAAGAGCAUCAGUAAGGGCAUGGAAGCUUUAGUGCCAAGGAAGGGCAACAGCCAGUAUUCCCAUGACCGGAUGUUAGGUGAAAAAUCCCAGCUUUGAUCAGCCUGGUCCUGGAAUUACGUGGCCUUCCCCAAGAAAGGAUGGCCAUGUACCUGUGCAGCUUGAUUCACCUGAAGGCAACAUUCUUCCUGGAGCGUGGCACAGAAACCCCCUUGGGCAGCAGUUAGCACAUCUAGGGUCUGCCUGUUUUGAAGGACUGAGUUUAGCCACCCUAGCACAGGGGCCCUCGUCAUGACAGCUUUUA